Molecule: messenger RNA, 1767 nt
Organism: Phytophthora megakarya
Lineage: Eukaryota; Oomycota; Peronosporomycetes; Peronosporales; Peronosporaceae
Source: the annotation of a GenBank genome assembly
GAGGGACUGGAACGGAAGUGCCGAGAGUCUAGCGAGCGCCGUUUUGCAACGACAACGUGGGAUCUAGGCACCCUGAGCUGGUUUGACGAAAGCUUGAUCCCCAAGACCGAGAAUCCAGUGGUGGGAGUUGCAGCGGUUACCACUCGAGGCGGUCGAGCAAGAUCACCUGCGGGUGUCAUGCAAGAGGAUCUGAUCCGGGAGAUCCGGGUCGAUCGGAUCAAGCAGGCCCAGGAGGAAGAAGUCUGGAUCGCCGGCAUGAAGAAGUAUCUGAGUGGCUCGAUCGCAGAUCUCACUCACACAAGCGGAAGCAAGAUCAUCGCGGCCGACUACGAAGUAGACGAGCAGGAUCUACUCUUUUACUCCCCCCACGCCGAGAUCGGGGGACGAUCGCGACCGAUUGCUGAGAUUGUCCCCGAAACGCUGCAAUCGGACGUCUUACAUUACUAUCACACCACGUUGGAAGGAGGACAUCAGGGAGUGGGGCGUACCUACCAGCGGAUCAGGGAUCACUUCCACUGGAGGGGAUUACACCGGAGUGUUCAGCAAUAUGUGGGGGAAUGCGUGGAUUGCGAAACAGGAAAAGGAAAACCGUUGAUCCGGGGCGAAUCACCAGGGAACUUGCAGGCGACGUAUCCAUUCCAGAUUAUUGCGAUGGAUCACAUACCGUCGCUACCCAGAUCCCACAAGGGAAACAUGGAGUUAUUGAUCUGGGUCGAUCUGUUCACAGGAUAUGCAAGCUCCUUCCGAUCGGCCCAGACGGUGGCGAAAUCGUACGAAGAGUGCGUAUUACGGCGAUUUGACGCCAGUGAGAUGAUCCGGCAUGAUCGGGAACCCGGUUUCAUCUCCGAUUUCUUCCGGGUGUUUAAUAAGAUCCUGGGACAGCGGCAGCGUGCUACGCUGGUAUAUCGGUCACAAGCUAACGGGACUGCUGAGAGAAUGGUGCAGACCGCGACCAGGGCGCUCAAGAUGUACGUCCGCGAUCUUGAUCAGAAGGAUUGGGACGAAUACGCUGAGCGCCUUACUUUCGCGAUCAACACGGCUCACGAUCGGAUCCGGGGAGAUACCCCUCACUAUUUGGUGCAUGGGUGGGAUCCGAGAUCGACCUUGGAGGCUACACUGCCGGUCGGAUACGGCGCGAUUGAGACGCGCGGCGGUGGCGAUAUCGAGUCCAGCGAUAUUAUCAGCAAUCCCGAGAACAAAUUGAAGGAGGUCACGGCAGAUCGGGCCGACCGACACAACGAGGGCGUCAGAUCACACCAGAUCGAGGCCGGAUCUCGCAUCUGGUUAUAUCUAGAUCGGGUGAAGGAAGGAUAUGCGGGGAAAUUGGCUCACCUAUGGCAUGGGCCGUUCCGAGUCGCCGAGAAGAUCAACGAAUUCAGCGUCAUGCUCGAGAUCGCAGGUACCAGGUACCAGAUCUUCCCAGUAGUUCACGUGUCGAAGUUGAAACUGGUCAAGGAUUUUCCGGAUCGGCCGCGAGUGGAACUUACGGUAGAUGAGGCGGAUCGUCUCGAUCUCGACGAGAUCCUGCUCCCGGAGGACAGUUGGGUCCCGGAUCUAGGGGCCGAUGAGUAUGAAGUCGAUCGGAUCUCUGAUGUGCGGAGUGGGAAGAAGACGCGAUUUGGUCGGAUCUACCGAGAAUUCCUGGUGCAUUGGGUAGGAUAUGAUGAGACGACCUGGGUCGACGAAGCGGAUCUCAACAGCGGGGCAAUAUUGGGCGCGUUCCUGCGAGAACGGGCUAAUCGGAACCGCUUCAAUGUGAUGCUGUGA